This is a messenger RNA of Penicillium subrubescens, 1197 nucleotides long. RefSeq lists its product as uncharacterized. Gene Ontology annotation, biological process: glucan catabolic process. The transcript has a single exon. The record is from RefSeq and is a predicted model, not a curated record. NCBI's taxonomy places the organism in Eukaryota, Fungi, Ascomycota, Eurotiomycetes, Eurotiales, Aspergillaceae. Bases 1 to 1197 code for a protein of 398 amino acids. Gene Ontology annotation, molecular function: glucan exo-1,3-beta-glucosidase activity. Gene Ontology annotation, cellular component: cell surface; extracellular region.
AUGCGCUCCCUUACCUGGCUCGCCACCCUGGCGUCCCUCUCCACCGCCAUCGCCUCCCCAGUCUCCUCCAACGGCCACGACUCCAAGAGUACUGGCUACACCAACUGGCGCACCUUUUCCGGUUACGGCGUCAACCUGGGCGGCUGGCUUGAGCAAGAAUCCACCAUCGAUACCUGGUGGUGGGCGACCUAUGGCGCCAAUGCCUCCGACGAAUGGACCAUCUGCGAGAACCUAGGUUCCGGCUGCUCGGCCGUUUUCGAGGAGCGCUACGCAACGUACAUCACCACCGCUGAUAUCGACAACCUCGCUUCUGCUGGUGUCUCCAUCCUGCGUAUCCCGACUACCUACGCUGCCUGGAUUCAUCUGCCAGGCUCGCAGAUGCACUCGGGUCACCAGCAGAAGUACCUGCGCCGUAUCACCGAGCAUGCAACCCAGAAGCACGGCAUGCGUGUCGUGAUCGACCUCCACUCCCUGCCUGGCGGUACAAACGGCCUCGAUAUCGGCGAGAAGGUCGGGAACUGGGGGUGGUGGCAUAACGAGACCGCGUUGGAGUGGUCGCUUCGUGCCGUCGAUGAAGUCGCUGCUUUCAUCCAGUCCUCCAGCAGUCCGCAGAGCUACACUCUCGAGCCCAUCAACGAGCCCGCGGAUAACCAUGAUCUCUCUCAAUUCGGCACAGCCGCCGCGCUGACCGAAGACGGAGCAACUUGGUUAUUGAAGUACUUCAACGCUGUCAUUGCGCAUGUGAAGAAGAUCAACCCCAAGAUCCCCGUUAUGUUGCAGGGAAGUUUCAAGACGGAGCAGUACUGGUCUCCCCAUUUCGAUGCUUCGGAGAACAUUGUCUUUGACCUGCACCACUAUUACUUCCAGUAUCCUGAGGCCACCAGUGCGAAUGUUACCGAGUACAUUUGCAAGGAUGCCAAGGCUUCAGCUGGUGAUGGCAAGUUCCCUACUUUUGUAGGUGAGUGGGCUAUGGAGACUGGUGGGGAGAAUAAACUUGGUCUGCGGAAGAAGAAUCUGCAGGCUGGGUUGUCGGCGUGGGCUCAGUAUACUCGUGGUAGUUCGUACUGGACUGCUAAGUUUUUGAGCAAUGCUACUAUUGUUGGGGAGGGUGUGAAGCAGGAUUAUUGGAACUUUAAGGAGUAUAUCGCGGAUGGAUUUUUGAAGGGGGAUGUUUUGGUGAAGAAUUAUUGUCAAUAG